Suhomyces tanzawaensis NRRL Y-17324 is the source of this 1785-nucleotide messenger RNA. RefSeq names its product mannosyl-oligosaccharide 1,2-alpha-mannosidase (gene MNS1). Lineage: Eukaryota; Fungi; Ascomycota; Pichiomycetes; Serinales; Debaryomycetaceae. The transcript has a single exon. The record is from RefSeq and is a predicted model, not a curated record. Gene Ontology annotation, cellular component: membrane; endoplasmic reticulum. The coding region runs from base 1 to 1785 and encodes 594 amino acids. Gene Ontology annotation, molecular function: mannosyl-oligosaccharide 1,2-alpha-mannosidase activity; calcium ion binding. Gene Ontology annotation, biological process: N-glycan processing; carbohydrate metabolic process.
AUGUACUACAAGGACAAGCCCUCCCCCAAGGGCAGAAAGCAAGUGUUGUUGAUGAAGACACUUUUGGGAUCAGUGGUGCUCUAUAUCAUAUACUACUUGGCAUCGUCUGGAGCCUUGGAGCGUUCCAGCUCGUCCAAUUGGAGCAAACGCCAGCAGGAAGUCAAAGACGUGUUUUUGGACUCGUGGCACAACUAUGAAAAGUACGGCUGGGGCAAGGAUGUCUACCACCCUAUCUCGGAGACCGGCAAGAACAUGGGCCCCAAACCCUUGGGGUGGAUGAUAGUCGACAGUUUGGACACUUUGAUCUUGAUGGAUGCAAAGGACGAGGUGGAAAGAGCCAGGCUGUGGGUGGUCAAGGACCUCGACUACGGAUUUGACUACGAAGUCAAUGUGUUUGAAACGACAAUCAGAAUGUUGGGUGGUCUUUUGUCUGCUUUCCACCUUACAGAGGACGAUGUUUAUUUGGACAAGGCUGUGGAUUUGGCCAAUGCAUUGGAAGGUGGUUUCCACAGUCCUACAGGCUUGCCAUACUCCUCGGUUAACUUAUACUCUGGCGAGGGGGUCAAGAACCAUGUGGACAAUGGUGCAUCUUCAACAGCCGAGGUGUCGACCUUGCAGUUAGAAUUCAAAUACUUGUCUAAAUUGACCGGUGAGACCUUGUACUGGAAGGCAGCCGAAAAGGUGAUGGAGAUUUUGGAUGCAAAUAAGCCAAAGGAUGGACUUGUUCCUAUAUAUGUCCAUCCAGACACCGGUAAGUACCAAGGCAAUUUAAUAAGAUUGGGCUCCAGAGGUGACUCUUACUACGAGUACUUGUUGAAACAAUACUUGCAAACCAACAACCAGGAACAAGUGUAUUGGGAUAUGUACCGUGAAUCCGUGGAGGGAGUGAAGAAGCACAUGGUUGGUAAAUCGAAGCCAAACGGAUUGACCUUUAUCGGAGAAUUGGACAACGGUAUUGGUGGUGGAUUGUCACCAAAAAUGGACCACUUGGUUUGUUUCUACGGUGGAUUAUUGGCGUUGGGUGCUACCAACGGUUUGACUUACGAGGAGGCCAAGCGUUUGCCAAACUGGACGCCAGACAAGGAAUCUGACUUCAAGUUGGCAGAAGAGUUGACCUACACUUGUUACAAGAUGUACAAGGAUGUCGCUACUGGCUUAUCACCAGAAAUCGUCGUUUUCAACCAAGCUGCAAACAGCAAGGAGGACUUCCACAUCAAGCCAUUGGACAGACACAACUUACAGCGUCCAGAAACUGUCGAGUCUUUGUUCUAUUUGUACAGGUUAACUGGAGAUGUCAAGUACCGUGAGUAUGGUUACGAGAUUUUCCAGAGUUUCCUCACUCACACCAAGGUCGUCAACGACAAAGGGGAGGUUGCAUACACCUCGUUGGAUGACGUGACCAAGAUUCCUUCCACCAAGAAGGACAAUGUUGAGUCGUUCUGGUUUGCCGAGACUUUGAAGUACUUGUACUUGUUGUUUGAUGACGAAAACAAGAUUCCGUUGGACAAGUACGUUUUCAACACCGAGGCGCACCCAUUCCCCAGAUUCGACACGAACGAGUUCUUGAAGACAGGUUGGAGAAGAAAGAUCGACGAGACUGAGGAGCCUACUAUGCAGCCUCCUGCUGUUAAGAUAGACAAGCAAAACCCACCCAAGGCCAAGCCUGCCGACAAGGCACCCGAAGCAGAGGCGUUGGAAGAGGUCAAGAAAAACCCGGAAUUGGUGAAAGACACCAAGGCCGAGCUGAAGAAGAAGCUCGACAAGAUCUUGCAAAACAUGGAGUAG